Molecule: messenger RNA, 2111 nt
Organism: Teleopsis dalmanni
Lineage: Eukaryota; Metazoa; Arthropoda; Insecta; Diptera; Diopsidae
Exons: 2
Coding region: 335-1894 (519 amino acids)
Source: RefSeq, a predicted model, not a curated record
AGGUAACAUCUAAUUUACCCAGUUUUCAUCUAAUUUACCCUACUCGAAAUUUUGGUAAAUUCCAACAUUUGCGCCAUGCUGACAUAAUUUACUAUUUCUCCAAUUUACUAAUAAUUUACUCGAACUCGCAUACGGCCUAAGUACAAAUAUCCGUUAAUGAUCACUUUCCUUUCCUGAUGGUGUUCUUUGGUUUAAACUAUCAACACAGUACGUAUAAAAAUAAUUUGGCGGUGUUCUUAAAUUCGACAGGUGGUGGUUUUUUAUAUAAACGGUUUGAUCUUUUAAUUGUUCGGUACGUUAAAUUCGGAAAAUAAGGACAAAUUUGAAGAAAAAAAUGUCUUUUAAACGCAAGAGAGGAAAUGUAGAUGACGGACACUUUGUUGGAAAUGAAUAUUCUUCAACCAGUACCUAUGCUUUAAUACCAAAAAUAUUGGAAUGUGAGCGUCCAAAGGAACAAACCAAACAAAAUUGUAAUCCAUUUAUGGCAGAUAUUUUGGAAGUCAAAUCUAUACCAAAUGUAACAGAAAAUAAUAGUAUUAAGGAAGAUAAAGUAUCUGACCAAAAGAGAAACCCGUUUGAGGUAAUUCGUGAUCCACCAAAGAAGAAAAAGCGUGUCUCAAAAAUAAGUGGGGCGUGUUUUGAAAAUCGUGCUUUGAAUUUGAAUGUGCCAGAAAAACAAUUUAAUCCUUUUGAGGUUCGCCGGGAAAAUUUUCAAGCUUCGUCAGAUUUAAGGCAGUCACACUAUUAUGUGAAUGAAGCGUUAAAUAUACGUUCUCAAGAUAAUAAUUCCAUUUAUAAUCCUUUUGAAGUUGAACGUUGUUUCCAGAAACAGAAUGAAUCGAAUGGAAUCGAAAAUCUGGGUUUAGUUGACCAAAACUCAGAUUUUCUUACAAUAAAGCUGCCUUUCCAACCUACAGUUGGUUGUAGAAUUGAUUUUAAAAAUAUUUCAAUAUCUGAGCUAACGCCAAGUAAAUUGCUAGCAGAAAAACUAGUGUUUUCGCCACUUAAUUCAGUUCAUAAACAGUCGAUAGGUUUAGUAAAUGAAGAAGCUGCUCUAGACAUUGGAAAAGAGUUAGAUCGCUACCAACUUGAAUUAGAGAACAGUAUAAAUGAAGCAAAAUUACGUAAAAAUACAAAAAUAGUGGAAUCAAUUCAACAUUCGUUAAUCUUACCAGAUAGACAAAAUAUUUUUAGCCAAGUAUUAGAAAAUGUUACUGAGGUGGAUAACCUAGAUGGAACGAUAACUAAUUUACAAAAUAAAAAUGUAUCGGAUCAAAAUAUCGUAACUGUUGUAAAAAAUACAGAAACUAGUGUUAAAUUAGUAAUGGAAUCACCACAGAACCAGGAAGUUGCAGAUGUCUCAUACGAAUCAGAAUCAGAUGAAACAAAUUUUAAGUUGCCUAUUUUUGUACGUGCAUAUCGUAGAAUACCAUCUCAAAAAUCUGUUAUUAUUGAUAAUCCUUCAGAUGAUAAUGGCAGUGUUAAAACUGAAGAUAAUAUGCAAACAAGUGUAAAGAGUUUUCUACGUAAUUCUGUACGUAAACUUAUUCAUAGUAAAAAUAAAGUCGAUGAUCAAGAAAUAAAGAAUUCAUUGGAGAAGUCUGAAAACAAUAGAAAUAUCGUUACAUGCAUUCGUCAGAGUUUGCGGCGCAAACGUCCUUUAUUUGAGAAACAGUUAAAUGAUUUGAACAUGUCUAUUAUUGACACUGGAGAUCGAACGAUGAAACUUAAAUCUGUGAUUCCUGAAACGGAAUACAUUGCUAUCGAACAGUUGACUAAUGAAAAAAAAAGUUCGUUGCGAAACAGUUUAAGACAUCCUACUCGAGAGCUUCGGCAUAAGUUGAAAAAAUCGCUAUUCCAAAAAUCACAGGAACAAUAUGUACUACCAAAGUAAAAUCAUUCUGCUUCUUAAAAAAAAAAAAGAAGAAAUAUAAAAACAUGAGAUAAGCAUUUUCCAACUUAUUUUAAUCAUUCCAAAGAUUUUAUCUAUUGUUUUUUGUACUUAUACUUGCAACCAAAUACUUAAAUUGGUUACAUAAAAUUGUUUUUAUUAUUCUUAUACGAGCUGCACCUGCACCCAGUUAGAUUAGAACUGUAUUUCUAUUUUUAUG